This is a messenger RNA of Dovyalis caffra, 501 nucleotides long. NCBI's taxonomy places the organism in Eukaryota, Viridiplantae, Streptophyta, Magnoliopsida, Malpighiales, Salicaceae. The record is from the annotation of a GenBank genome assembly.
AUGACUCUAGACUUCUCUGAAGCAGAAGAACUGAAGCAAAUUUUUUGCUACGCCACCAAUGCGUCAAGCUUAGAGAAGAGUCUUCUUCUAUUACUCAGUUCAGGAUCGCUCCAAGUUCUUCUCACCAUCAGAUUUGGAUGGAUGAAACUUUACCAGAUCGAGACCAAGACUCCAACUACAGGCAACCUAGUGGAAAUCAAUGAAGAAAUUUUUGUUGGAGACAACGACACAACUUAUGAAGUCAUCUCAAACAUGUUGUCUACUGCUUCAGUGCUGGUUGAUGUUUUGGUUCGUGAGAAGAUUAUUUUGGAGAUCAUUGCUAAAGGGCUAGCGUUGAUAUAUGUAAAGUGUUUCAGUGGAGUUGAGGCAAAAUUGCUUAUAGAAGUGGAGAUUCAUGUGGUCUCAACACAUGGACUAACACAAGAAUUUGGGGUAGAAAGUAAUGGUUGUAGGCUUCCGGCCACCAAGAGACUCAAGGUUGGUGGUCAUGGACAAGAUUGA